Molecule: messenger RNA, 1688 nt
Organism: Fusarium odoratissimum NRRL 54006
Lineage: Eukaryota; Fungi; Ascomycota; Sordariomycetes; Hypocreales; Nectriaceae
Exons: 6
Coding region: 56-1537 (493 amino acids)
Biological process (GO): regulation of DNA-templated transcription
Molecular function (GO): zinc ion binding; DNA-binding transcription factor activity, RNA polymerase II-specific
Source: RefSeq, a predicted model, not a curated record
UUCACAACUUCUGAUUCACAAAUUUCCUCAAUUUUUCUAGACUGCUGCUCUUGACAUGGUUAAUUAUGGCGUCUCUCGCGCGUGCGAGACAUGCAAAAAGCGGCGUAAAAAGUGCGAUGAGACUCGUCCAUCUCGCAGGCGAUGUCCUGGCUAUAAAGACAACACCUCACUGUUAUUUCGACACUAUCAGCCUUCAACACCGCCGUUAGAGCGAUGGCAUCCCAGCACUGACUUCAUUCUUGAGGCUACUGCACUCGAUAUCUUUCUUGAUAAUCUAGUGGUUCAAUCUCGCGAUCGAAGUCACUCACGUGGUUUUCUCGAUGGGAUGCAUUAUCUCUUUGCUACCUCUGCUCCAACGUCGACUUUGAUGAGAGCUGCCAGAAUUGUUGUUCUUUCAUCACUCGCAAACCGCUAUAGGCGAGACUCGCUGAUGAGUUUAGUUCGAAGACAGUAUGGACAGGUCUUAGUUGAUUACACCACAGAUUUGUCACAGCAAACUGCGAGUCCAUCUGUAGAGCACUUCUUCACCGCAGUACUAUUGGGUUUAUACGAGCUUGUAGCAAGUGACAAUGCCUCUCCGACCAAGCAUCUAAUUCAUGUUCGGGGGCUCGCGUCCAUCCUCUCAGAAGGCAUUACAUGUUCGGCACCAGAAUCGAAAGUGAGCGUCUAUUCUCCCGGAAUGCGUCUCGUCACAAAAGGCAUCAUGACUCAUCAAACAGGCACUGGUAUUCUGUGCCCUCCUCUUGAUGAUACCUAUCGUCGAUCUCUAGAUGACAUUAUCAUCAAGAUGUCACCUCUGACAAGUCGAGCGGAGAAGCUACUCACCGAUCCCUUUCCUCCCGUGUUGGAGCUUUUGGAGCUGCAACAAGACUUGUUGGCGAUUGAUGAUGAGAUUACGUACUGGGCCUAUGACCGGCCCCCUAGCUGGAAUCCAGAAGUGGUCGGUGAAGUCUGGAAAGAUCCGGCAACAUCAGAAGAGGCCACUUUCUAUUGUGCCGGCCCAGUUGAGAAGUACUUCGAUAUAUACGUCGCAACUGCAUGGAACUCAUGGCGUUCAAUACACGCCCUCUAUCUUGACCACCUCGUACAUAUUGCUAAUUCCCUUGGACAGUAUGAGCUUGUUCCUCUAUAUAAAGAACGAAUUGAUGACCUGGCUGCGGGGAUCAAGGCAUCCAUUCCGUUCCAUCUGUCUCACGACAUUGAGACCUACAUCCAGCAAGCAAAUGCCGGAACUCCCCUUGUCCAGUCAGACCGGUUGGUAGGAGGCCUAUUACUUCUUCAUCCUAUGUAUGCCCUUGCUCGGUGUACCAUUGUCGAUGACGCAACCAGAAAGUACAUGUCCAAAACUCUGAGGUGGAUCGGUGAUGAGAUGGGAAUUCGACAUGCGACCAUUCUUGCGGAUGGCCUUCAGCCUUAUAUGCAAGGACCUUCCGCGAUGCAGAGCUCCAAAAUGUCGUUUAUUGAUGCACUCGAUGGGCAUUUCCUGAUUACCGCGAGCAUGAUGUUAGAGCCUCAACAGGUCCCGAGUGCCGUUUGAGAUGAAGUGCCUCGGUAGUACUCUGCGGGAAAGGUCUGUUGAGCCUAGCAUAAAGACCAUUUUAUUCGCUUAUAGACUAUAGAAUUGAUGAGAAACGCAGCAUUCCUUUACUUGCAACAUGAUCAUGCCCAUCCCGAUCCGUACUAAGACU